GCCACGCACCCAGCGUUCCGCCCGGAAACAAGCCGGCUCAGCUCUUUGCAGAACACCGUUUCUAUGGCUACCGCUAGAUACGUUGGCAAGCCCUGCUUCCCUCUCUCGCUAUGGCGUCUUCCCGCUCGCCUUCCGAUCGCGGGCUGUACCCCCUGGAGGACACAGAACAGGCUGCUCAGAAGCUGCAUAGCCAAUACCGGCGCAUCCUAGCUCCACUUUCCCUCUUCCCCGCUACCCAUACUCGGCGGAGGAUCCCAGUUUUUAAAACUACUUCCUUCUAUUCGCCUUCUGCUCAGAAGCCCGGUGCGCCCCUCUCCCAGGCGGCCCUCCUGCAGCUGGUAAAAGGGCGCCUGGAGUUAGGGCCGCAGUGGGAGAACGUCUGCACUCAAGGGCAGAGUGUCUUCCAGGAGGUCAUCCUGGAUGAAGUGAAGCGCAUCUGGAAGGACACCCAGCGUUCGUUGUAUGACCCCGCCUUCAGUCUCCAAACGAACCGGGAGAUCUACCAGAAUCUAGUGGCCUACAUUGGCUUGGUAUGCCAGCAUCUCUUCCUUCACUACCUGUGCCUCAUGGAACACUGCCGAACCCUGGGUGUCUUCACUGACUGUGCCAACCUCACUCGCUUUGCUGCUCAGCUCUCCCUGGACUGCUCCACCUUCCUCAAAGUGUCUGCUGUCCGGCACCGCCUGGUGAUGGAAAUGAAGACUCUGCAAAAUCGCCAUCCAGAGCAAACUACGAAGAGUCUGUAUGGACAGACUGCAUCUCACCCUUUGGGUUGCCGCUUGGGAUUCACUAUUAGCUACUUCAUCAAGCUCAUCAAACCUCAUCUGCCAACGCUGAGACAGAAAAUAGCAAAAGAUAUAAGGGAGUUGGAGGACUUACCGCCACUGAAUUUAAGAAAAAUAAAGCAUUUACUUCCAUUGUCAAGACCUACUGUUCCCAUGCAACAAAUGACAUGUGCUGCAGUCACAACACCUUGUCCACCUAUCCCUGAACCAGUAGCUAAGCCUAAACGAGAACGUGCUCAUCGGCCUGUUUCUUUUGUCAAGAGGAGCAAAUCCCUGCCCAACAUGCGUGUUGGUCAGCUCCUAGCAGAUGAACUUGGAAUCAGUUUAUGUAUUCGUCGCCUCACUCCUGAUCUGCCUACUCAUUAUGCAGAACCUACAGAAGAUGGUGACCUCAAGGUGUCGAAAAACCUAGCUGAGGACCUCCGGAGGCUGGUGCAGGGUUCCAUCCUGAAAAGCAGCCAACGGAGAGCUAAACUGGAUGAGGAGUCAGAGCUUCCUCCCCUCAUUAAAGCCCUGACGUGGCGCAAGUCUAAUGAAGUUCACUGCGAGCAGCUCCAAAGGAUACUUUGUUCCCUGCAGCAGGAACAAGAUAGUGAGAAGCAGCAGAGAGACACCAUAAUUUCUGCACCAGCCAGUCAUCCUCAAGCUGCCACAAUUAAUCUCACAGUUCACAAUAGGCUGGUGGUGAAGGCAGCGGAUUUACAGGUAUCUGAAAGAACAUAUAUUGAAACUAUGGCUACAAACAAAAACACAGCAGUGUACAAUCACCUCCUGGGGGAGAUAGACAUUCCUACCAUCAAAGCUUUGGAUGCAAAUCUUUCUGCUGGGGAAGAGGUCAAGAAGAUAUACAUGGAACUGAAGAACACCAUCCUAAAAGACCACCAGAAGUUUGAUACGGGGUCCUUGAUAGAGCCUGCUGCAACUGACAUAGAACUAUCUACCUGCUUUGCUUCCUCAACACUAACUAGGAAAAGAAGCGAGCAGGUCAUCAAUCAAGAGCUGAGUCAAAUCCUGCCAGCUGGGCCAUUCAUCCUUGAGACAGUAGUAGACACACCUGCAACCCCCAAUCUACCUAUCAAAAAGAACUUAUCCAAAAAACGGCGUGCUUCUUGGCUCAAAUGGUGGAAGGCAACCUUCAACACUGAUGAUUACCUGAAAUAUAUCAGUACAAAGGAUUCAGACUAUUUACAAGUGGUAUUUCAUUUGUAUGACUAUGACAAAGAAGAAGAGGAAGAGGAGCAACCCGUAUUAGAUGAGGCUGAAAUUAAAAAACAGGAGGAGGUGAAAAGAGAAGAGAGAAAGAAAACUAUACAGUUACAGACUGAGAAGGAAGACUACCAGUCUGGGGAAUGGAACUUCAAUACCAUCUUGAUGGGGGGGUUAGGAACUUUCAUUGGCUAUGAUCACAAGCCUGAGGAACUCAAGGCUUUACAAAGGAGGCUGGAAAGACUGUGGACAGUUCUACAUUUCACUGAACAAGAGAGGCUGGAUAUGGCAAUUAAAUACAGUUCCAAAAUAUAUUACUUGCUGCUUCCAGACAUGCUCAAAUCUUGGGAGCUAGCAGCACAGUGUAUCCAAGACCGGGAGCUCUUGCUGUCUGAACUGGAAAGCUUUGAGCUAACUGCUUCAGAUCCAAACCGUUUCUUCAACAAGGCUACCAGAUCAUCUGUAUUGCGAAUGAAAGAAUCCAGAAUCAGGAGCCAGCUGUACUCUGAGUUGUCCAUGUAUGACUCUGAGCUCUGUGUCAUCUUCAAUCACAUCAAAAAGACAUUCAAUGAUGUUGUGACCUUCAAGGGACGCCCAUACUUGGAGAAGAUGGAUUGGGACCUAGUGGAGAUGCUGUACUGGCUACAGCAGGAGCGGCGUGCUAACAACCUGAAUAAAGUAAUCCAGAGAGGCAGGGAGCAGUGGAAACUCCACCCUCUUACUUAGACUUGCAUCAUUGCCCAGUUUAUUGUCCCUCAGUGACCCACCAAGAGACCAUUUCAGGACUUUUCUGCAUAUAUGCCAAAUUCAUUCAUAGAUUUUUUUUACAGGUUUUUCUUCAACAAAUGAAAGGCUUUACUAGUAGCACAACCUGGAGACAGACCCAAGCAAUGUUAAUAAAAAAUAUUCUAAAUCA
This is a messenger RNA of Heteronotia binoei (common prickly gecko), 2907 nucleotides long. It is a transcript of the gene CCDC87, whose product is annotated as coiled-coil domain containing 87. The transcript has a single exon. Bases 111 to 2717 code for a protein of 868 amino acids. Lineage: Eukaryota; Metazoa; Chordata; Lepidosauria; Squamata; Gekkonidae. The record is from RefSeq and is a predicted model, not a curated record.